This is a messenger RNA of Colletotrichum paranaense, 1047 nucleotides long. RefSeq lists its product as uncharacterized. Gene Ontology annotation, molecular function: hydrolase activity. The coding region runs from base 1 to 1047 and encodes 348 amino acids. The transcript has 4 exons. Lineage: Eukaryota; Fungi; Ascomycota; Sordariomycetes; Glomerellales; Glomerellaceae. The record is from RefSeq and is a predicted model, not a curated record.
AUGGCGGACUCACGAACAAUCCACCAACCAAUCCACCCCUCCGUCCGCUCCAAACUCGACCCGGAGUACGUCGCCCUCCACGACUCCAUCAUUCAGUACAUGGAGCCCUCCGAGGCCAAGCCCUGGGACCCGGCCUCGCGGUCCGCGCCGAACCCGCUCGCGCACACCACGCAGAAGCUCUCGCCCGUCGGCAAGCAGUGGGACGAGGAUAUCCCCGGCGAGGAGAUCCAGGUGCGCGUCUUCGUCCCCGAGGGAAAUCAGCCUGAAGGCGGCUGGCCGUGCUUGGUCUGGCUUCACGGCGGCGGGUGGGUGAAUGGUGGGUUGGAUAGCGAGAAUGGGUUCUUGACGCAUGUUUAUGUAAAGUGCGUUGUCGUCACGAUUAACUACCGCCACGCCCCGGAACACGUCUACCCAGCCGCCGUAGACGACUGCCUCACAGGCCUGAAAUGGCUCUACGACCCCUCCAACGCCUCCCGUCUAGGCAUCAACACAUCCCUCGUCACAAUCGGCGGCCUCUCAGCAGGCGGCAACCUCGCCGCAAUCCUAACAAUGAACCUCACUCUCUCCCCCACCCCCAUCUCCCCGCCCCCCGUCUCCCAACUCCUAAUCUGCCCCGUAAUCGACUCAACCGCAACCCCCUCAACAGGCUGGUCCGCAACCCGCCACGUCCCCUGGCUAACGCCCACCCGCAUGGGCUGGUACCAAGACCUCUACUUUUCCCGCGGCGAGCAGGACAAGAAGGAGUGGCGGGCGUCCCCGUGCUUCGCGCCGCGCGAGCUGUUGGCCAAGAGUCCCAGGACGUGGCUCGCUGUCGCGGGGGUGGACUUGUUGACGACGGAGGGGUUGGCGUAUGCUCAGCUGUUGAGGGAGAACGGGGUCGAGGUUGAGAGCGCGGUGUAUGAGGGGGCGACGCAUUCUGUGCUUGUGCUUGCUGGUGUGCACCAGAUUAGCAGGAAACUCGUCCAUGACGCGUGUGCUGUCUUGGCAAAGGGCUUCGGGACCUCGUACGAUCCUGCGGCGGCUCCUAUUCUUUCCCAAGAGGAGUAG